GCGAGAGUGAGAGAGAGAGAGAGAGAGAGAGAGAGAGAGAGAGAGAGAGAGAGAGAGAGAGAGAGAGAGAGAGAGAGAGAGAGAAAGCGAGAGAGAGAGAGAGAGAGAGAGAGAGAGAGAGAGAGAGAGAGAGAGAGAGAGAGAGAGAGAGAGAGAGAAAAAAAUCGAGAGAGAGAGAGAGAGAGAGAGAGAGAGAGAGAGAGAGAGAGAGAGAGAGAGAGAGAGAGAGAAAAAAAAAAAUCGAGAGAGAGAGAGAGAGAGAGAGAGAGAGAGAGAGAGAGAGAGAGAGAGAGAGUGAAGGCGAAGGAUAGGGAGGAUUGAGGGGGUGUAUGGGGAGAAAGUGAGACGUUUCGUUGUCUUUGGAUGCCGUGCGGAAUAGUGUGUUUCUUGGUCCUAGAUUGACCGCACAGAACGGAUCUCAUAUUAUUUCUUCAAAGACAGAACAAUGGAUUGGAAAAUUUUGAAUUGAAAUGCAAAGCAAAUAUUGCUGGGAGACAUGGAUGCGACUGAUAUGCCGUGGACCGUCACCACCGAGUGGUAUGAGGACGGAAACGAGACAAUUGGGAAUCAAUUCCAACAAUCUAACUUGCAGGUGGCUCUCUGGGCCAUCGCCUACACUCUGAUCAUUCUCGUCUCUGACUGGGAACUGACUGGGAACGUCACAGUGAUCUGGAUCAUCCUCGCUCACAGACGCAUGCGAACCGUCACCAACUACUUCAUAGUCAACCUGGCCUUCUCCGACGUGUCCAUGGCCACCUUCAACACGCUGUACUUUGUCUACGCGCUGCACAACGAUUGGUACUUCGGGUUGGGCUACUGCCGAUUCAGAACUUCUUCCCCCAUCACCGCCAUGUUCUCUUCGAUUUACUCGAUGGCUGCCAUAGCGGUGGACAGUAGCUACCAGCUGGCGUUGAUAUUGCUGAUCUACCUGUUCCCUCUGCUGGUGAUGCUGGUGACCUACAGCCUGGUGGGUCGAUCGCUGUGGGGUGGAGCCAUCCCCGGGGAGCCGUCAGACCAUUACCACCACCAGAUAACAGCCAAGCGAAAGGUGGUGAAAAUGAUGGUUGUUGUGGUGACAACCUUUGCCUUGUGCUGGCUCCCCUAUCACAUCUACUUCAUCCUAGGCUCCUUCAACAAAGACAUCUAUAAACAGCACUAUAUCCAACAGGUGUACCUGGCUAUAUUCUGGUUGGCUAUGAGCUCCACCAUGUACAACCCUAUCAUCUACUGCUGUCUGAACCAAAGGUUCCGUGCGGGGUUCCGCCAGGCGUUCUCCUGGUGUCCGUUCAUCCGGUUCUCAGAAGAGGACAAGACAGAGCUGCAGCACACCAACACCUUUAGGGUCACCAUGACACGCAGUUACCAUGGUGACAGCACGCGCGUGCACGGCCCCGGGACCACAGGCCCCGGGCCCCCCUUCAGCUCCCAGCACACGGGUCCGAAGGCACAGCAGGCCCCGCUCAGGAGACACCCGGCCCCACAGAAAACAAACGGGCCCAACUUAGGGCCCGGGCUUCUGGAAAUGUCCUCCGGGUCUAAGCUGCUGGAGACCUGAGCGCAGCCAAUGGGGAAGAAGGAUUGAGGAUCCCGGCUGCAGGUAGCAAAUCAAGAUGCUCCACGGACCCUGACUGUAUCCAGCCAGGGCCGGUGAAGCCAAAGAUAAAGCUUUGAAUGGUAAAACCUAAAAGCGGGGACAGAGGCCGACUGGGGACAGAGCAGACGUUAUCUUUUCUUUAACAGCCGCGAUAGACAAAAUUAAAAGCAACACAUCAUUGUUGAAGGCUGCUAGAAAAGAACAUGUAAAUACGGCAGGGAAAUCAGAGGCAGAUCUUUCACACAAAUGAUGCUGCUCCUAUAACAACCCUUAUAUCUUUAUCACUUCAUUCUUUUCUUAUUCCUUCUGUUUUACCCCCUCCCAGUAAACACUUUUUCUUCAUUGUUUCUCUUACUUAUGUGGUUGUCUGGCCGGAGAAUGAACAGAGCUUCUAGAACGGUUCUUGUUCAUCAGCUCUGUGGUCAAUAGUUCAGUUGAAGUACAGUAGAAUACAUUUAUUUGACUCUAUAUAAUUCUCAGAUAGUGUCAUCAUCAAGGGAAGAAACUGAAAAAAUAUGCAAUCUUCCAUUGUCUGAGACCGUUACCUUCAAUAUUUAUUUGAACACUAGAAUGUAAAAGAUUAAUAUAUAUAUAUAUAUAUGUAUACAUUUGUUGGAGGCAGGCGGUAACGUUUGACGUUUAAAAUACUUGUAGAUAUUUAUAUUGGCGUGUACAGCAAUGUUGUUCUUGUGAUUGGUAUGUUGUGAUUAUCUGGUUCAUUUAUAAUGCAAUGUGAAUCUAAACUCUAUGUAGGCCUACGGUAUAUUGAAGUUAAAGCGAUAUUGUCUAUGCAGUGCUGCUAAUUGAUUAUUUAAAUGUGACAUUUACAAUUGCUGUCCCUUUUGUGAUAUGAUACAGAACACAGAUGAAAUGGCAGUGUGCCAUUAUGGACGGCAAUAAGCAAAUCUUUUUGAUGUUUCAAAAAAUGAGGACAUUAAAACCUCAAACAAAAUGAUAUUUAUUUGUGUUGUCUUUGCUACUGUCAUUAAGUUGCUGAGUGAAUAACCAUUAAUUCAUCACAUGGUUUGCAUUAAUUUGGUCCAAAGUAAUAAAACAAGAUGAUAUGAUGGUAUCAUAAAAGUAGACAUAUUUUUAUUAUUUGGUAUCAAACGCAAAUAUAAAUUAAACACCAGAUUCAAUGUGCUUUUAUUCAUAGGUUUUUAUUCAUGGAUUGAUCAAAUUAAAUAAAUUAAAUAUGUGGAUUGUGUAAAUUGACAGUUUUUGGAUGUGUUUAGUAUGUUUAGUGUAUGUGUAUGUGCGCGUGUGUGUGUCUGUGUGUGUGUGUUUGUGCAUGUGUUUGUCCCAUUAACAUUGGACAUAUUAAAAUGACCAUGUGUGUAUAUGGCAGUAGUAGUUUGGGACUAAAAAGAAAGCUUAAAAGAAAAUUGGCAUUUGAAAGUGAAUAUUGUGGGGUUUAUUGCUAGUGUAUUGUAUAACCUUGAUAAUAGUGACAGUAAUAGUUAAUCAGUUACUGGAUUGGUUGAAUAGGUAAUGUCUUUGGAUAGCAUUUAUUUAAAUUGGACUACAAUGAUGUAGUUCAUGAACGACAUUACAUGGCGAACUGCAAUCUUAAAAUAAUAUUGAAAAUCUCAGCAGACAGUUUCACAGCCACAAAGGAUUACUGACAAUGACACGAAUUCCAUUUAGAUAAAAGCAUUAGAAGUGAUCUUUGGACAACUUUUGCAGCACACUAGAGAAAACUUAAUAUAUUGUUCAACAGGACUAAGUUGUUUGUAAACUUGACUAUGAUAAUAUUUUUCUCUAGACUUGCUACAGUUGCAGGUUGUUUCAACAUCAUUUAAGUACAAAAAUAAAAUAAAUAGCCAAUAUGAUAUGACAGCUAGGCAAGAUAUUAGCAAAAGAAAAUACUCCCUUUAUCUCAUUAUACAUACAUAUCUUUUAAAAAAUAUAUAUUUCUCCUUUCCCUUUUUUACGCCUUUUAACAGACAGUGAAUCAUUAUUAGCUCAGCAGACGUAGAGCGCAACUUUACCUCACAAUCAGUGUUUAGCCUCCUCA
Messenger RNA from Gadus macrocephalus (Pacific cod), 3611 nucleotides. RefSeq names its product tachykinin receptor 2 (gene tacr2). Gene Ontology annotation, molecular function: substance K receptor activity. The record is from RefSeq and is a predicted model, not a curated record. Gene Ontology annotation, cellular component: plasma membrane; sperm midpiece. Gene Ontology annotation, biological process: positive regulation of flagellated sperm motility; G protein-coupled receptor signaling pathway. Lineage: Eukaryota; Metazoa; Chordata; Actinopteri; Gadiformes; Gadidae.